Molecule: messenger RNA, 426 nt
Organism: Penicillium antarcticum
Lineage: Eukaryota; Fungi; Ascomycota; Eurotiomycetes; Eurotiales; Aspergillaceae
Product: response regulator
Exons: 1
Coding region: 1-426 (141 amino acids)
Biological process (GO): osmosensory signaling via phosphorelay pathway
Cellular component (GO): Mcs4 RR-MAPKKK complex
Molecular function (GO): phosphorelay response regulator activity; protein kinase activator activity
Source: RefSeq, a predicted model, not a curated record
AUGAUUGAUGGCACAGUGCCACCAACCAGUGUCCUUGUCGUGGAAGACAAUAUAAUCAACCAGAAACUGCUGGGAGCAUUUAUGAAACGGCUGAACGUGCGUUGGAAAUGUGCAGCGGACGGCGAACAGGCAAUACGGAAAUGGCGACAAGGUGGUUUCCACCUAGUGUUGAUGGACAUCCAGUUGCCGAACAUGAACGGGUUGGACGCUACCAGAGAGAUCCGGCGGCUCGAGCGGCUGAAUAAAAUCGGCGUCUUCUCCAAGACAACUUCCAGUCGCUCUAGUAUCUCAAGCCCUAACGCUAAGUCUCCAUUCCGCAAUGAAACGGGAUUUCAGCGCUCUCCUAGCGAAGUCGAUACUCUGGCCAAUAUUUCUGUAUUUCGCAGUCCGGUGGUCAUUGUCGCACUAACGGCCAACAGCUUGUAA